Messenger RNA from Menidia menidia (Atlantic silverside), 6722 nucleotides. The record is from the annotation of a GenBank genome assembly. NCBI's taxonomy places the organism in Eukaryota, Metazoa, Chordata, Actinopteri, Atheriniformes, Atherinopsidae.
CCCGGAGCCCCUCCGCGCAGCAGAUUAUCGGACCGAACCACUGCCGCAGUUCGGGCUUUUAGCACCUGUCACAUGACGCCUCGCGCUUCAAAACGCGCCGAUUGCCACGGCCGCAAGAACGUGCCCCGCUCCGCGCCGUGGACACGCACACGCACGUCGUGGGCUUCCGCCUCGCAGACGCAGCUCUCCGUGAGCUGAGCUGCCAAACCGCACCGACACCCCUAUUGUGCAACCGGCAGCAGCAUCACCCUCCGCCCGCAAUGGCGUUGUAGCGGCUCCGGAGUGGCCCUUCCUCCCGGGACUAUUUACAAGCGACAGACAGAAAUGUGUUUUUCGAAAUGUUUUUGCAGAGACAGUGUUAACGUUUCCCCUCAGUUUCCCCCCCUCUGGAUUACAGUUAUUUGUGCCACGCGAGCUGGAGCCAUGAAUGUGUGACUGCGCUUGAAGGAUUGGAGUAGGUCAACUAGACUUGCCACUUCCACAAUAUAAUGAGGGCAAAGCAAUGCUGACAUCCCCUUUAUAUCCAAAGAUAUCAUCAUGCUAAAGACGGAGCCCUCGGGGGAAAGGACCAGCCUCCGGAGUGCCUCCCCCCACCGAAAUGCCUACCGGGCUGAAUUUCAGGCAUUGAAGAAGGCUUUUGACCAGCCUCGGAUUGAUGGAGACUCGAAGCCUAAAGACCUAGAGCGAGUGAAACAACCCAGGGGCCGCCAGUAUGGCGCACAUGUCAGUCGCAUUAAGGACAUGUUCAUGCAAAUGGGCUCCGAAAAUGUGGUUGCUAAGGCCAGGGGCCGUGAUGACUCCUCGCCACAGAAGCUGGUAAAACCUACCAACUUCAUCAAUAAGGCGGACGGAUCGGUGAUAAAGCUGCAGCAUUCCGCAUCAGCUGACAGGAUCGGAGGUGCUGGAGCCAAGUUCUCAGAAACCAGGAAGCUUUUUGAACAACAGUCUCGUGAUCAGUCCCAGUCACCAGUCUUUCCCUACGGACGGGACAAAAGGGGCUCUCACGAGCACCUCGAUGACUGGCGAGGAGCGAGGUCCAACCGUGGCAGCACAGACUCCUUGGACUCUCUGUGCUCCAGAACAGAGGCGUCCUCUCCAACUGUGAGCCAGCUCAGUGCUGUUUUUGAACAUGCUGACCACAACAGCCAGGGUGUUCCCCACAGAGGGCUCAGCAGAAGGGCCCUGUACUCACCAGAUGGAUCCCUCCGCCAUGGAGGUGAACUCAGCGAGGACGAGUCGAGGCAGUCUCCAGUGCGUGGGUCCUGCCGGAACAGGAUUGGGGGCAAGUUUCCAGCAUCCUCAUCUUCUGAGGACAUCCUUAGCCCCGGUUCAGGUGCAGAAACCUCAGAAUCUAAAAUUGAGUCUCUGCAAAAUAACGAGGCUCAAGAAGAGGCUAGGGAGAGUGUGAGGGUGGGCAGACAGCGUCUGGCAGGGGUCACCACCAAUGGAAGUCAGGUCAAUGGCUCUUGUGAAGAAGACGAGAAAACCUCAGAUUCAGUAAAACAUACUCAUGAUCAGGAUGUCUCCGAAGCCUCAAAACCUACACAUGGUGCUGAUAUUAGCAACAAGGCUUUUGAAAACACAACUCCUGAAUUGCCGCCCACCAUAACUCCACCAGCUAAGGAUAGCCAAGUGGAUGGUAAUGCUUUAAAGGAGGACAUAACCUCUGAGGCCCCCAAGGGCCUCAUUGAAAAAUCUGAAGAGGAAUAUGUUGGAAACGAGCGGGUGAUUUUUAAUGCCGAUGGAGAUGCCUGCUACCAGGGCUGGGGAGAAAGCUGCACAGAUCCUGAGGAUGACCUCUACGGUGACGAUGACGAGGAUAUUGUGUACGACCCCGGCUCUGAUCUGACAGAGAUCCCGGGUCUACCUGAAGAGAACAAAGAGGACAUCCCCCAAAAGAGGAAGAUUUGCUUCAGCACUGCUCCCAUUAUAGUAUUCAACACCUACUCCAACGAAGAUUACGACCGCCGUAAUGAGGAGGUGGACCCUGUGGCCUCCUCUGCUGAGUAUGAGCUGGAGAAGAGGGUGGAGAAACUGGAGCUCUUCCCUGUGGAACUGGAGAAAGACGAUGAUGGCCUGGGGAUCAGCAUCAUUGGGAUGGGUGUUGGUGCAGAUGCUGGGUUGGAGAAACUUGGCAUCUUUGUUAAGACUGUCAUUGAGGGUGGAGCUGCAGAGAGAGAUGGCAGAAUCAAGGUGAAUGACCAGAUUGUGGAGGUGGAUGGAACCAGUCUGGUGGGUGUCACUCAGAGCUUUGCUGCUUCCGUCCUCAGGAACACAUCAGGAGUGGUUCGGUUUGUGAUUGGCCGAGAGCGUCCGGGUCAGCAGAGUGAGGUGGCCACCCUCAUCCAGCAGACCCUGGAGCAGGAGAGGCGACAGAGAGAACUACUGGAGCAGCAGUACGCCCAGUACGAUGCUGAUGAUGACGAGCAGACAGGAGAGUAUGCUACAGAUGACGAGGAGACAGGAACAGCAGGCCCAGAGGGCGAGAAGAGCAUUGAGGUCUUUGACUUGCCAGAAACCGAGGACAUUUUGUCUCCAUCAGAGUUAGAUGCAAAUAAACUCUACCAGAAGUUCAGAGAGCUCCAGAUCAAACACACAGUGACCGAGGCCGAGAUCCAGAAGCUUAAAAACAAGCUGGCAUCAGUGGAGAAGGAAAAGCAGCGCUGGGAGAAGGAGAAAAGCCAGCUGAAGGCCAGCAUCGAAGAAAACAAAGAGAGGAUGCUGAAGCUGGAAAGUUAUUGGAUUGAGGCUCAAACCCUCUGCCACACCGUCAAUGAACAUCUGAAGGAGGCCCAGGCCCAAUACCAGGCUUUAGAGAAGAAGUACAACAAAGCCAAGAAACUCAUCAAAGACUUCCAACAGAAAGAGGUAGAGUUCAUCCAAAAGGAGGAUGCAGAGAGGAGGCGGCUGGAGGAGGCUGAGAGAGCUCACCUGGCUGAAAUCCAAGGACUGCAAGUUAGGAUUGCAGCAUUAGAGUGUGAGCUAAUGCAGCUGAUGAAGCAGAACGGUAUCCAAGUCAACAACAACAACAGCAACAGUUCUGAGAGGCACAGUGGUCAGCAGCACAGCCCCAGCCGAGCCCUAACACACGCCAGAGACCUGAUGGAGGGCUCUCCCCAUUCACCCAGCAAAAAGAAGGACUCCAGAGAAGCUGCCCGGGAUAGCAUCAGUUCAGCAGAGGGGGAGGUCUCAGAAGCUCAUGGAAACCUGGCCCACUGUGGUUCUGGUUUGGUUCGCAGUGAUGGAGGAACAGCUGGCAUUAGGGCCCCUGGUAGUGCAGAGGGAUCUCCCAGAAAAACACUGCAUGGCUCCCAGUCUCCUGCAAUGUCAAGUCCAUCUCACAAUUUAGAGGAGCAAAGACAAACACUGGACUCAAGAUCUUCCUUCAGGAAAACCAAGGUGAAGGACAAAGAUCCCAGAAGCUCACCUGGAAACAGCUCCACAGAGCCAUCAGCAGAUGAUAUUCUAGAGAAAACUAAACCCAAGGCACCAACCCUGAGUGACGAUCGGAGCGCCAGCAGCAGCAGCAGCUCAGUGGAGAUCAGCGGGCUGCUCACUGAAGCCAAGAUGAAGCCGGCACACUCACACACCCGGCUCUUCUCCUCUGAUGAGAUCUUAGACGAGUGGCAGCAUCAGUGGCAGAACCACAGCUUUACAGACUGGACCUCCCAACAAGUGGCACGCUGGCUUAUGACCAUCAAUUUAGAACACCAUGUCCCAGAAUUCACUGCCAAAAACAUCACUGGAGAGCGGCUGCUGCAACUGGAUAGCACUGAGCUAAAGGCCCUUGGAGUUACUUCUUCACACGACCGUAACCUGAUAAAGAAAAAGAUUAAAGACCUCAAAAUUCUGAUGGAGAAGGCCCAGAGGAACAAAGAAAAAAUGGAGAAACAGCUUGAGAAGCUACAGCAGAAAGAGCUGGAGCAGCAGCUGAAGGAUGCGCACGAGGAGAAUCCAGCAGAAUGAAAGGAAGGCUCAGUUUACCUCCCGUUUCACUGUAGCACCACACUAAGUAGCAUCGUGCAAAACAGAACGUCUGCCGGCCCCAUAAACAAACCCUAAUGGACGCCUGCUCUGUAGUUCUCAGUGGCGGAGCUCCAUGCCCAAGUUUCUGAGGUGCAAAAUUAAACCAAAAGGAGCACUCGGAUGAAAGAAUACUGCCCUUCAUUUGCCUCAUUGUACACUCACAUUACGUGUUUAGCCUUUUAAGAAUUUAUUGAGUUAUAUUUAUUUGAUGUUUAUAGCUGUAAAUUUGGUUUAUUUAUUCAUAUCCAGAAGUAGUAUGUGAAAACAGCAUCGCAACCUCCCAUUUUACCUUUAGUGACAGUGCAAUGAUAGAUACAGACACAAAUAUGUCAAACGUGCCAUUGCAAUAGACUUAUGUAAAUGCUCUCCCAGUGUAUUGAUCAACUGGAUCUGUUGCUCUGCAGUGCAUACAGGUAGGGUCUAUGUGGUGGCAUUUCUGAGGCAUCGCUGCUCUCCAGCCACUGGGUGUCCCCACGCUGCUGACUCUGACCACUACAGAAAGCAACACUGGAACUCUGCAACUGAACUGAAAUGGGAAAUAACUUCCACAGGACAGUAAAAUAAUCCUCAUCACAUCACGGUACUAAAAAGAACACUGGAAGUGAAAACACUGUAAAUGUGAACUGUGCACUGGCCUGCAGUGCUCUAACAGUUUAAAGGCUACAUCAACUGUCAAAGUAUGAACAACAACGACAUACUCAAUUCACUGGACUGAUUCUAAUAGUGAUCUUCAGGUACUAUGUAAUCAGUAAUUUGUAUCUUACAAAACCUGUGAAAACAAACAAACAAACAAAAAAAAAGCUAAGAAACGAGGCCUCCUGCUCAUAUGCAUAAUGUUUGAUUCAGCUUGUCAACCUGCUUUUGACCUCUUUUUAUAUUUGGUAACGAAGUAACACCCCGCCGCUGCCUUUAGAUUUCUAUAGUAGUAGAAUGCUUCUGAAGUCUACCUGCUUCUGUGUGAGUGUAAAAACACAUCCAUGCUAAACUAAUGGCCCCACCUCUGUCACUUCGUUCUUUCAGAAGAAUCCCAUGUCAAAGCUCUCCGUGUAGCUUUCUCUGGAAUAUUCCCUGCGAUGCUGAAGAAUGCUGCCAAUGAAUUGUUUCAAAGACAAUGUGUUCAAAGACAGAUGCAGAAAGAUGCUGCAGAUAGUAUUUUAAAAGGUAGUGUGUUAUAUAUCACACUCAUGUCCCACUGGAAAAAGCUCCCCGUGAAUGCAUUUUCUUUCAAUUUAAUUAUGAAAUUGGCUCGGUUUAACUUUUGACUUAGCAUUUUGAGUACGUUUUUAGAAACCCCUUGAAAUGAUUCCAUCCCAUUAAUACCCACAGCUCUUGAUUAGGGGGUAUGAAGCCCAAAGACACAAAUGUUCUGUGUGAUAUUUAUUAUUCUCAAGAAUCUUUCUGUAGAUUUAAAAAAAAUUUAGAGACAACAGACUCAUCAUGGUAAAAGUGAGGGGAACUUUAAUAACGGUCUCCUUUUUGUCUUAAGAAGCCUUUGUGAUGUGCUGCUAACAGGUUAAAGAUAAGAAUAGUUUGGGUUUUAGAUACUUCAAUCACUGAUCAAAGUUAUCUAUUUAUUACUAUAUUUUUGAAGCAACUAGUUAUGGUUUAUUGUAACUUAUUUAAAAAAAAAAAUCAAGAAUUUUAUUAACAACCAGUAAUGAUUUAUCCAGAUUUGUAUAAUUACUUCUUUUUGCCAAAACAUGAUUAAAAGUUCUCAUUAAAAAGACUUUAAAGUUAAGUGGCUGUUAUAUGACAGAUAUAAAAUUUACUGCACAGAGAGAAGAAAAACGCUGAUAUGGUCCGAUUGUGCUCGUGGUUUUCUGAUCAAACCACAGCGCGGCUCCAGUGCGACUCCUAUAAACUGCUCAUUGCGUAUUCUUACGAGAUAUUUUGUAACGGUCCGACCCCUCUGUGAAUAACCCUGCUCCCUUUACAAGGCAGUCAGCAGACUGUACUCUUUUGACUCUUUUGUACGUAUAGUUAAACACUGAGAGCAAUAUGCUUUAAGAAUCCUGAAGAAGCCUUGUUUUAUAUUGUGUCAGCGUGUGUGCGCAGUUUGUCAGAGGGCUGAGAAGAGCUGAGCGGCAAAUGUGAUUCCACAGUCGAGCUUUUCUGUGUGUUAGACUGAGCUUGCCUGGCUCUGCGUAUGGAUGAGACCUUGGUGCUCCCGGCUGGCAAAAACCCCAAAUUUAAUUUGAUGUCUGGAAGCAUCUGUUUUUCCAUGUACAUACAGAGCAAAAGAUAUGUGACACUGACAACUAGCCAUGCUUUCACUCGUAAAAAGCUGUGCUCCCUCUCCUCCUUUUUGAUCAUUGCCUGGCUCUCUUUUUUUGCAUUCUGAAAAGUUUUAAAGGGCAGCUAUCUGUCACACUGAAUAAAAUGUGCGGUCACUGUCCACAGUUGGCUUCUGUUUUUUCCUUUCUCACUUUUUGACUAUCUAAUUCUCACACAGGUAAAAAACUGUCGGAAAGCAGUUGUCUUACCUUUCAGUCAUUUCGGUGUAGGUGUUGUGGUAAAUCUACAGGGUUUUGUUUUUUUACCAUUGCUCCAGUUCUACUCAGAAGGCAGCUAUUUUUUACUAGGUGACCUUCCACUGCUUGACGGACAGCUGAGUAGAACAGCUGGUCUCAAGUUAGCCAGCACAGCCUUUCCUGACCCAAACCUUCCCCUCCCCUUUGCUUUCUAUUUAUAUCAUC